UAUAAAUCGUUCACCAUUCCCAUCGAGAGAAGACCUGUUCGUUAAUCGUUAUAGUUCGGUCUUCAAAGGGAGAAGAGACUGAAUUGGGAGCAUUUUUAUCAUCUUCGUCUCGCUUUGAAUAUCUUUGUCUGCAAUUUCGUGUCUGAUUCUGCGUCACAGACUCACAGUAUCACAAGUUAGCCUUUUCGGCUCUUCAAUUGAGUGCUACCUGAUCAGCGGAUUCGAGGAGGAGAAUUUUCAAAUGGAGGACAAGGAGAAGGAAAAUAUGAAGGCGAUGAGCGAGGAGCGAUGGCAAGGAGCUAUAGUUAAUCUGACGGAGAUGACAUCUAAUUUGGAGUCUCUCCAGAAGUUACUCCUUAAGAAGGCCGUCUUCGUUGAUGAAGAUACAUACACCAAAGCCUCACUCACCUCGGAACAAGCCCGUACGAUUAAGGUUCUGGAUCAAAGGGUAGAGACUUUGGAGAGAGAACUUGAUGCAGCCAUAUCAGCUGCAGCCCGUGCACGUGCAGAGAAACGACAAGCUGAGGUAGCACAGAAAGCUGCUGAAUUACGAGCACAAGAAGUCACCAAAGAACUUGAAAACACUACAAAGGUAUUUCAACUACACAUGGAAGAGUUGCGAGCAAAGCAGGAGGAGAUUGCGAAGCGUGAUAAUGACAUUAAACUUUUGGAAGCAAUAAUCCAGACUCUUGGUGGAAGAGAAUCACAUUCUUCAAGUGGAUAGCUAAUAGAAAGUUGAAAUUUAGAGAAUUGUUGUAUUUCGUCGUCUC
This is a messenger RNA of Linum tenue, 770 nucleotides long. Lineage: Eukaryota; Viridiplantae; Streptophyta; Magnoliopsida; Malpighiales; Linaceae. The record is from the annotation of a GenBank genome assembly.